Molecule: messenger RNA, 970 nt
Organism: Humulus lupulus (European hop)
Lineage: Eukaryota; Viridiplantae; Streptophyta; Magnoliopsida; Rosales; Cannabaceae
Exons: 3
Coding region: 28-867 (279 amino acids)
Molecular function (GO): nucleic acid binding; zinc ion binding
Source: RefSeq, a predicted model, not a curated record
AAAGCUAGAUCGAGGUUAUCAAUAGCAAUGGCUGGAGCUUCUUCAUCAUCCUCUAGUUUUGCUGAAAUCCUUACCGAAAUUCCUGAGCUUAGGGGUGAUAAUUUCAAAAUCUGGAAGGAACGAGUUCUUCUUCAUUUAGGCUGCGCCGACAUGGACUACGCAAUAAGGAAGGACGAACCUGCUGCAAUCACUGUGACUAGCACUGCUGCUCAGAUCGCACUAUAUGAGAAAUGGGAGCGGUCCAAUCGCCUCAGCAUCAUGUUCAUCAUGUCCAAGAUCCCUCUGGGAAUGCGUGGAUCGGUGGAGCAACCUGAGAAAGUCAAAGACUUGAUCAAACUGAUCGAUGAGCAGUUCGACACUUCGGACAAACCACUUUACAACAACCUCAUCCACCAGUUCUCAUCCACAAAACUCACUGGUGUCAAAGGAGUUAGAGAACAUAUUUCAAAGAUGAGGGACAUUUCUGCUCAACUGAAGAAACUCGAUGUAGUCAUUCCCGAAACCUUCCUGGUCCACUACAUCCUUAACCAUCUUCCACCUCAAUAUGGGCCUUUCAAAAUUUCCUACAACACACAUAAGGACAAAUGGAGUAUCAAUGAACUGAUAACCAUGUGUGCUCAAGAAGAAGCAAGGCUCCUGCAGGAACAAGGUGAAAGUGCUCACAUGGCCACCCAAGGCAAGAAACGCAAACCAUCCAAGAAGGACAAGGGGAAAAAUAAAGUGCCUCCCCAAGGUGAUAUAAAGAAGGAUUCCAUCAAAUGUUUCUUCUGCAAAAAGAAGGGACAUGCGAAAAAGGAAUGCGCCAAGUUCAAGAAAUGGAUGGACGACAAUGGGUUUACAAAACCUAAGGAAGCCAGUGGGAAGUGAGCAAAGCAUCUUAUCUGGAAACAAGAUGGGCUCACAUGUGGAGGCUAUAGGAACGUGCCAUUUAGUUUUAAGUAGCGGUUUUGUUUUAAAGUUAGAAAAGACA